AGAACCGCUGCGGGUUGGGCUCUAAAACACGUUUAACUGUUUGUUCCGGACAAAUUGUGGCGGGAAAAGCCGCGCACGAGCCGCUGUUUAGUCACGUGCGUGUUUACUGUCAAUAUGACGUCAUUCAGACGUUUAACGGACGUUUAAAACAACGUGAGCGGCUUCGUUUCCGGUUUCUGUCGCUUGACGAACUAUUGAAAUAUCUGCUCAAACGCAAUAAUAUUUAUUCAUUUAUAACUCAAAUAUAUAUUAACAACUAAUUUUAUAUGCAAAACAUUUCCAUACAAAGGGAAAAGUGUUCUACAUUUUUACAAAACUUGUGCCGAAUAAUUCUAAUUAUUACCAAAUAUGUAGAAACUCUAAAUAAAUGGAGGACGGUCUGAAGUGAAAUGAUUCAAACAUCAGUUUAACGUCUAUGGACAUAACGGUGGAACACGGUUAUCUUUGUCCUCUUUGAAGUGUGGAUCUGUUGACGGUUCCUUUCUGUACGGUAGUAAAGUCUAUGGACAUAAAGUCUCCGGUUAUAUUCUCUACGUGACUCCAAACUAAACUGUAAUGUUAGUUUGCUGUCAAACACUCGUGAUUAUAUUUAUUUAUAUAAUAAUAAUAAUAAUAAUAACUUGAUUCAUAUAGCACCUUUAAAAACAAUGUUUACCAAGUGCUCCACAGAGAGUCAGAUCCCUGUCCCGCUCAGGGCGCCCGUAGCUCCGCCCACAAUGAGAUGGGCUGAGGCGAUGAAGAGGCCCCGGCUGGCCGGAGUCUUCCUCUUCCUGGGCGUCCUGCUCGUCUACCUGAUGCUCGUGAGGCGUCACUACAGCGCCGCCGAGCCCGCCGCCUUCUCGCUGCCUGCCCGUUACAGACCCGGCCCGGCCUGGAGGCCCGGCUCCUCCUCCUCCUCCUCUGAAGGGAGCUUCCAGUACGGCAUCAUGUUCGAUGCUGGGAGCACUGGGACAAGAAUCCACAUCUUCAAGUUCCAGACGGAGCUCAAUGAAGCUCCCGAGCUGGCCCACGAGACCUUCAGGGCCCUGCAGCCGGGACUGUCUGCGUACGCCGACGACCCCGAGAAGUGUGCAGCAGGGAUCAGGGAUCUCUUGGCUCUGGCCCAGUCCAGCGUCCCCCCCUCCAGCUGGACUCUCACCCCUGUCGUCCUGAAGGCCACCGCCGGGCUCCGUCUACUUCCUGGAGAGAAGGCUGAGCAGCUGCUGGACACAGUGAGGGCGCUGUUUGCAGAGUCCCCUUUCCUCUGCAGGGAGGACAGUGCGUCCAUCAUGGACGGCACCGAUGAAGGGAUUUCUGCCUGGACCACCGUCAACUUCCUCACUGGGGGCCUCCAAUCGGGGGACUCCUCCACGGUCGGGAUGCUGGAUUUGGGAGGCGGGUCGACUCAGAUCACCUUCAGCCCUCAGGACCAGAAAACCAUCCAGACGUCACCCAUCGACUACAUCAGGUCCUUCAGGAUGUUCAACCGCACACACACUGUGUACACACACAGUUAUCUGGGUCUCGGUCUGAUGUCGGCUCGACUCGCCGUCUUGGGAGGAGUUGAAGCUUCACCACUAGGGGGCAGCACUGAGCUGGUCAGUCCCUGCCUUGCUCCAGAGUCGUCGGGCAGCUGGCAGCACGCUGAGGUGGUCUACACUGUGAGGGGCCAGAGGACAGGGGAGCCGGUGUACCAGGCGUGCCGCUCUAAGGUGGAGCAGCUCCUCCUCAGGAAGGUGGAGAAGGCGCCGGAGGCUGCAGACCUGGACUUCUACGCCUUCUCCUACUACUACGACCGGGCCGUGGCCCUCGGGGCCCUCGAGCAGGAGACCAGGGGGUCCAUCCGGGUGCUGGACUACCAGGAAGCAGCUGAGCGAGUGUGCAGCGGUGGGUCCCCCAGUCCUCCACAGAGUCCUCCUCCACAGAGUCCCUUCCUCUGCCUGGACCUGGUUUACAUCUCAGUCCUGCUGAAGGAGCUCGGCUUCCCCCCACACAAACAGCUCAAGCUGGCGCGGACCGUCCACCAGGUGGAGACCAGCUGGGCUCUGGGAGCCACGUUGCGCUACUUGAGUCCCUGAAGACACUCUGGAGCUGUUCUUGUGAAAAGUAUGACGUCACAUGUGACCGUCCAAUCAGAGGCUCUCCGCACAACGUCUCCAGGCAGAAUCUGAAGGACGAGGCGUUCAAGUCUUCUGGGGAAAGUCAGAGUUUCUCCUCCUGAAAAACUGACCUCAAAACCCGAACACGAGUACUCUGUAGAACUAGUACUACAACAGAGUAGUACUACAGAGUACUAGUACUACAGAGUACUAGUCCUACAGAGUACUCGUACUCCGCCCUGAGUACUUUGAUCUUGUUAGUUUUUAUUUCUGAUGUUUUGAACUUUCGUACCAAAAAUAUAAAAUUAGUUUUCAGAACUU
Molecule: messenger RNA, 2399 nt
Organism: Pseudoliparis swirei
Lineage: Eukaryota; Metazoa; Chordata; Actinopteri; Perciformes; Liparidae
Gene: entpd6
Product: ectonucleoside triphosphate diphosphohydrolase 6
Exons: 13
Coding region: 648-2057 (469 amino acids)
Biological process (GO): nucleoside diphosphate catabolic process
Cellular component (GO): Golgi apparatus; membrane
Molecular function (GO): GDP phosphatase activity; UDP phosphatase activity
Source: RefSeq, a predicted model, not a curated record